Messenger RNA from Triticum turgidum subsp. durum (durum wheat), 744 nucleotides. The record is from the annotation of a GenBank genome assembly. NCBI's taxonomy places the organism in Eukaryota, Viridiplantae, Streptophyta, Magnoliopsida, Poales, Poaceae.
AUGGAUGCCUCGCCGCUGCUCCGCUGGCUGCUGCGCUUCAGAGGGUUCCGGGAGCGCCUCCUCGCCGACGACCUCUUCCUCGCCAAGCUCGCCAUGGAGAUGGGCGUCGGCAUGAUCGCCAAGACAGCUGCCGAGUACGAGAAGAGACGGGAGAACUUCGUCAAAGAGAUUGACAUCGUCAUCGCUGAUGUGGUCAUGGCAAUUGUUGCAGAUUUCAUGCUUGUAUAUCUUCCAGCACCAACUGUAUCUCUGCAGCCACCACUUGCAAGAAAUGCUGGGCUUAUCACUAGUUUUUUCCACAACUGCCCAGACAAUGCUUUCCAAAUUGCUUUGGCUGGAAGAUCAUUCUCAAUUCUGCAGAGGCUAGGAGCUAUUGUGAAAAAUGGUGCAAAGCUUUUUGCAGUCGGAACUGGUGCUUCUCUGGUUGGUACUGGUGUCACGAAUGCACUGAUCAAAGCAAGGAAGGCUGUUGACAAGGACCUUGACGAUGAAAUUGACGAUAUUCCAGUUGUGUCAACUAGUAUUGCCUAUGGUAUAUAUAUGGCAGUUUCUAGUAACCUCAGGUACCAGAUUCUGUCUGGUGUAAUCGAGCAGAGGAUGCUGGAGCCUGUACUACACAAACAAAAGCUUCUGCUGAGUGCCCUCUGCUUCGCUGUUCGGACAGGGAACACAUUCUUGGGUUCUUUACUAUGGGUGGACUAUGCCAGGAUGGUAGGUGUUCAAAAGGCCGAAGAGGAGAUCUGA